Penicillium salamii is the source of this 279-nucleotide messenger RNA. Lineage: Eukaryota; Fungi; Ascomycota; Eurotiomycetes; Eurotiales; Aspergillaceae. The record is from the annotation of a GenBank genome assembly.
AUGCAACAGGUGAUAAGUUAUCCCGUGCGACAAUCAGACAUCCUCGACGGCCAAGCGAUUGCAAAACAACUCUAUGGCGUUACACCUGGAACUAAGGGAAAUUGGGAAACCGCUUUUGGGAAGGGUCUUUGGUCCCAAAACAACUUCGAUGUUUUGCCUGUAUGCUCAUCCGGAAAUUGCACAUGGAACGAAUUUUCAUCAAUCGGUAUUUGCAACAAAUGCUUUGAUAUGACCUCUUCGGCUCAGUUGAAAUGCAAUCUGGAAAAUGUGACAAGAUGA